AAGUUUCCUUCCUAUGCUUUUGUUUUGCCGGCUUUAUUUUGUUGAUUUUGUUUUCAUGUUGAUUUUUGUUUAAUUAAAUAGGAUUUGUUACUAUUUUUGUUAGCACACAGUACUUUGGAUGACUCUUAUGAAGUGAUUUAGAAUUUAGCGACCGAGAAUUCGAUAUUUAGAUUAUAAAAAUAUAUUACCAAAAUGAGGUUUGGAAGAUCUGCCCUGAUUUGCGCGACGAUUAUUGUUGUAGUUUUUAAUUUUAUAUAUAAUAUGUUAACGAACCAGUCAAUCAUUUUACUUAGCACUAAACCAAGCAAUCAUGACGUGGACUACGUGUUAAAAUUGUAUGAGAGAAUAUAUUUGGAAAACAAAGAUGGAAAGUGGAAGGAAGGUUGGAACAUAAAGUAUCAGAAAAAUCAGUGGAGCCAAAAAAAUAAGUUAAAUGUGUUCAUUGUGCCUCAUUCUCAUAAUGAUCCAGAAACGAGAUGACCAGUUCCCUCUGGCAGCACCCGUUCACGAGUUGACGCAUGGGACAGCCAUCGCGUAGCUCAACCAUAAUAGAGGGAACCUCACGACCCGGCCCACGACGCCACCACCAGAUUGAGUUGGCUGCAGACUUUAGAACAUUACUACGAGUUACAUACAAAGGCUAUUUUCAAUAAUAUACUGAAGAGGCUCCCAGUAGGCUCUAACAGAAGAUUUAUUUGGGCCGAGACUAGUUACCUGGAUAUGUGGUGGCGGGACACUAACACAACUGGCUCCAAGAGGGCCAAAUUCAUAAAUCUAUUGCAUACCGGCAAACUGGAGAUCGUGAACGGCGGGUGGGUGAUGAAUGACGAGGCGAAUAGUCACUGGAUGUCUGUCGUCCAGCAGCUAACCACGGGUCACCAAUGGUUAUUGGACAAUGUAGAUUAUAUUCCGAAGAACUCGUGGUCUAUUGACCCAUUCGGGUACUCCAGCGUGCAGGCAUACCUCUACAAGUUGGCUGGGUUCGACAACGCGGUGAUCCAGAGGGUGCAUUACAGGAUCAAGAAGGAGCUGGCCUUGAAUAGGCAGCUGGAGUUUAGAUGGAGGCAGUUAUGGGAUGGUGUUGGCAAAACUGAUAUGUUUACUCAUAUGAUGCCAUCCUAUUGGUAUGAUAUACCUCACUCGUGCGGACCAGACCCCAAGAUCUGUUGCCAGUUUGACUUUAAGCGAUUACCCGGCUACGAUGUGUCGUGCCCAUGGGGCGUGGCGCCCAGGAAAAUAAAUAUGUGGAAUAUACAUGAAAGAGCGAGCGCGAUCCUGGACCAGUGGCGCAAGAAAGCGCAGCUGUACCGCAGCAACGUGCUGAUGUUCCCGCUGGGGGACGACUUCCGCUACGACCGCGCCAACGAGUGGGACGAUCAGUUCCAGAACUACCAGAAGCUCAUUGACUAUAUCAACGCAAAGACACAAUGGAACACAAAGAUCCAGUUUGGUACACUUGAAGACUACUUCAAAGCGGUUCACGCGGAGGUGAAAUUAUCGAAUUUCCCGGUGUUGACUGGAGAUUUCUUCACGUACGCCGAUCACAAACAGCACUACUGGAGCGGGUACUUCACCACACAUCCGUUCUAUAAGAACAUGGACAGAGUUUUACUGGCAUAUGUCAGGGCCGCGGAGUCGCUGACGGCGCUGGCGGUGACGUCGUCGUCGGUGCCCGCGGUGACGUCGCUGCAGCUGCGCGACGGCGUGGAGCAGGCGCGCCGCGCGCUGGCGCUGUUCCAGCAUCACGACGCCAUCACCGGCACCUCGCGCGCUUACGUUAUAAAAGACUAUGCCGUCAGACUUCUUAACGCCAUAAACACCAGCCAAUCAGUGCUGCAGCGCGCCGCGUACUUCCUCCUGCAACAGCCGGCCAUCUUGAAUCAAACGGGAAAAGACAUUUACUUCGAUGUGGACGACAUCUGGCGGCAACACGACAAGAUUCCCAACAGGAUCACGAUAAUUCUGAACCCUUCGUCGCCUUCUAGAAGAUUGGUGCUGUACAAUGCACUGGCGUUCAAGAGACAGGAAAUAUUCACUGUUAUGGUGUCUACCCCUCAUGUUCAAGUGAUGGACCCGAACGGCGUAGUGCUGGAGGCGCAGGUGUCGCCGGUGGUGUGGGGCACGGACCGCCUGUCGCUGGCGUUCAGCAAGUUCCAGCUGUCGUUCCUGGCUACGGCCACGCCGCUCUCGCUGACCACCUACACGGUGGCGUACAGGCAUACCCACUCCAUCAACAAUCACACAACAUAUGCUAGCGUGCGGGUAUAUAAUACUUACCACUGGGAGAUCUACUUGCCGAAGAUGUUCAACGUCACAAAGUUACAGUCCAGACUCACAACAGAUAUAACUCUGCAAGCCGGCAACGCGACAAGAGUCGUGCUCACGCCGAGUGGACUCAUCAAGGCGUUGGUCUCGAAAGAUGGAAUCGCUACGCCUGUAAAUAUGGAGUUUGUUAAAUACGACACGCCACUGAACGAUUUCGACAACAACAGCGGCGCGUAUCUGUUCAUUCCAUCGGGACCCGCCGAGGAGUUCCGGGCGCAGAUGUUCUCUGAGAUUCUGGUGGUGGAGGGGAAGUACAAGGGCACCAUGUACACCGUACUCUCUGAACCCGCGAAGGCAGACAUCAUGAUGGCGAUCUCUGUGUACGACAACCCGUCGCUGCCGCAGACGGAGGUGGAGAUCACGAACACGCUGAUGAUCAACCCGCAGGUCGAUGACCUCGAGCUGGCCAUGCGGCUCUCCACCGCCGUGCGGAACAACGACGUCUUCUACACCGACCUCAACGGAAUGGAAAUGAUCAGACGGCGGUACUUCGAGAAGCUUCCGAUACAAGCGAACUACUACCCGCUGCCGGCGGCCGCGUACAUUGAGGACGACAACGUUCGCGUCACUCUGCUCACGUCCACGCCUCUCGGAGUCGCCGCGCUGCAACCUGGCUCCAUUGAGGUGAUGCAGGACCGUCGUCUCAGCCGCGACGACAACCGUGGCUUGGGCCACGGCGUGCGGGACAACAUUCGAACGCGACACACCUUCCGGAUCAUCGUUGAGCCCGCGGACAAAGGCUGUGAGCCGCGGACGCCGGCGGAGCACCCGAGCGGGCAGCUGUCGCUGGGCGCGCACGUGUCGCAGCAACAGCUGCUGCAGCCGAUGAUCAGCAUGCAGUACUCCCCGCGCGACGACUCCUCGCCGCACUACUCCAGCGCGCUCAGCUCCGCCGCCGACAUCGUGCUGGCUUCCUACAGGGCGCACGUGUCCGCCAAGGAUAAGGAGGACAACUUUCAACAUGGCUUAGGCAUGACCUUCCAUAGGGUCUAUCUGGAUUCAUGCUACGGCAACAAGGAGAUUAGUAAGUGGUAUCCCGUGGGAGACGGACAGGUCCGCAUAAAAGAAAUAGUGGACGCUCGAGCGGAAGAUAUUCUAGAAAGUUCGUUGACUUAUGUCCGCACCCGGAACCCAAUCCCUGAUGGAAUAAUAACUAUAUGUCCCAUGGAGGUGCGCUCCGUGUUCGUCCGCCAAGAUUGAUCAGUUAAAAUCUAUAUACUUAUUUUUCUUUAUAGAAACGUCUACAUCAAAUCAAAAUUAUGUACUUAGUAUAUACAAAUAUUAGUUAUUUAGAAGUAAUAAUUAUUUUUAAUUGUAUAUUUAGUUUACUAUUCUAUAUGCGACUACUUUGCGCUGCGCCUUUGCCUCUUGAUGGCAGUAUUCGUAAGAUGUGUCAGAUGUGCCUGUAGGCAGCUUGAUUUGGCUCCAGUUUUAGCUCGAUAAUAAUUUGAGUAUUCAUGCUGAAAUAUACAUUAAGUCCGCCUUUUGUAAGUGCCAUGUUGUUAUUUUUGUAAAUAAAGUUUUAUAAAUUGA
Messenger RNA from Plodia interpunctella (Indianmeal moth), 3858 nucleotides. It is a transcript of the gene alpha-Man-IIa, whose product is annotated as alpha-mannosidase 2-like. NCBI's taxonomy places the organism in Eukaryota, Metazoa, Arthropoda, Insecta, Lepidoptera, Pyralidae. The record is from RefSeq and is a predicted model, not a curated record. Gene Ontology annotation, molecular function: carbohydrate binding; alpha-mannosidase activity. Gene Ontology annotation, biological process: N-glycan processing; protein deglycosylation; mannose metabolic process. Bases 721 to 3525 code for a protein of 934 amino acids. The transcript is spliced from 21 exons. Gene Ontology annotation, cellular component: Golgi membrane.